Sabethes cyaneus is the source of this 456-nucleotide messenger RNA. RefSeq names its product NPC intracellular cholesterol transporter 2-like. The transcript has 2 exons. Bases 1 to 456 code for a protein of 151 amino acids. Lineage: Eukaryota; Metazoa; Arthropoda; Insecta; Diptera; Culicidae. The record is from RefSeq and is a predicted model, not a curated record.
AUGUUCAAGUUCUUCCUGUUAGCUGCUCUAGUGCCAGCAAUGGUAAUGGCUGCCGUUGACUUCACCGCAUGCCCCAAUGGAGCACCGACACCAUCCUCGUUGACUGUCAACGAUUGUUCCGGUGGUGUGUGUUCACUGACGGCCGGAGGUCCGGUGAACGCUCUGGCUACUGGAAUCGUCAGCCCUGCUGACAGUGCCUCGGCAACCGCUCACAUCGUCGUCCGUCUGGGAGGUUUGGAUGUUGGAUUCGAAAUUCCAGCAGAGCUAGAGGAUGCAUGCGCCGUUGGCAUUCAAGGAGGCUGUCCGCUGAGCGCCGGUGCCGCUUUCAACUAUGCACUGAACGAUGAUUCCCUGGAUGUUCCGGCCCGCGGAGUGGAGGUAGAGAUCGAAGUUGGUCUGACCGGCGAUGGUGGAGUCGCUCUCGGCUGCCUGCGAUUCAAUGCUAUUAUUAACUAA